UACUACUAGUCUAGAAUUUGUUUGUUGAGAGUUUGUCGAUGAGUGAGAAUGGUAUGAAGAGUGAGGUGAUUCUUCAUCAUUUCCUCCAUCAACACCCGCUUAUUCUCACCGUAGCUGAUGCGACUGGAUACGACCGGCCACGGUGUGACGUCUGCGGGUGUGAGAUCUUCUCCGGAGACACGAUCUACAAAUGCAGCCACGACAACUGCAGCAGCGACCACCGCAUAACAUUACACAAAGAAUGCGCAGAAAGGCCGCGAGAGAUCAGUCUGUCCUCCCACCCUCAGCACUCCCUCAUCCAAAACAAACUCCCUUAUACAGGUGAUGUAGAGACGUGGGAUGUACCUACGUUGAUUCCCCCAUCAUGUGCAGUGUGCACACAUAUGAUCGAAGGAGGGAAAGGGUACAGCUGCAGCAGCUGCAAUUUCUACAUCCACAUAGGGUGCGCGCAUAGCAUGGAUGUGAUGGGCGAGCCUAGCUUCACCAGACACCCCAGCCAUCCGCGCCACGACCUCACGCUGCUGCGGAGGCCGGAUGCCUUGUUGAGGUGCGAUGCUUGUGGCACCAUUCACAGAGGGAACUCCUAUAUCUGCACCGUCUGUCCGUACUGCAUCAAUGAGAGUUGUGCGGCCUUGCCUGCUGCCUUCGACUGUGGCCACCUCCACGACCACCCGCUGUCCCUUGCUUAUCGCCUCCCGCUUGAAUAUAUCAAGUACCGUUUCAGGUGUGAAGUGUGUUACAAGGACUUGUCCCCUAAUAAUUGGGUCUAUCAUUGUGGGAUUUGCAGAUAUGUUGUCCAUAUCAAUUGUGCCACCUCUCCCCUCAUCCAGAACACUGUUGAUGUGGAUCCGGACGUCGUUGUGUGUCCCAUAAAUGACAUAGCGGAAGAGGUUAUUGGACCAUUUGUUAGGAAAUCAGGAAUGGCAGCCAUCUCUAAUGUUGAUGAGUUCGUCAAAUGCAAAAAUGAAUUCCAUAACCCUGAUCAUCAGUUACGUAUAAUCUCAUCAUCACCAUGUCAUCAACAAAAAGAAAAGGAAGAUGAAGAAGAUGAAGAAGAAGAUGAUGAUGAUCUUAAGUAUGGGUUUAAGUCCAAAUUGGUAUGUGAUGGAUGCACCGCCCCAAUUUCAUCCUCCUCAAGUGAAUACAUAAGUUGUGGUGAAUGCGAAUACUUUCUUCACUUAGCUUGCUAUGUAUUACCAUUUGGGUUAUCCGGUCAUCCCCUCCACCCCCAACCUAAUCACAUCCUAACCCUUCAAAUGUGUCCAACACUCAACUUUAUUCGCUGCACCAUCUGUAGGUUCGACACAAAUGGACUCGUAUAUUGUUGCAAACAGUGCAACUUCAAAGUAGAUAUAAAGUGCUUUUGUCUGCCCGACACCAUAAGACACGCUGCUCACCCGCGCCACAAUCUCAACCUUCAGCUCAUGGAAGUGAUGACCAAGGGGAAAAGGAACAUUCCGCGCAUGUGCUGUGCUUGUGGUGUAAAUACAUAUGGUAAUUUCUGUUACAUAUGUGAUGUCUGCGAUAUCAUACUGCAUUCAUGGUGUGCUCUGCUGCCCGCACAAGUGAGUAAUCGUAGAUGGGAUAAGCACCCGCUGCCGCUGACUUUUGAUGCUACCGCCAAUCAUCCCAGUGAGUUCUACUGCGAACUCUGUGAAAAGGAGAUGAAUCCCAAGACAUGGAUGUAUCACUGCCGAGGCUGUGAUGCUUCAAUCCAUCCUGCUUGUUUGCCAACCGCGCUGGGAUGGUGUCGGAACAUCAAGUUUGGGCAGCGAUAUGUUAUCGGGGCAUUUCACAAACACGACAUCGGGUAUUCUGCAAGCUAUCCUCGACGGUCGAGGAUCUUGUCAGCCUGGUAUCAGAGCAUCACGGAGUUUGCGCAGCGAUAUGAUGGCAUGACACUUCACCAAUACCCUGUCGCAUAUCAACUAACCAAUAAGUUACGCUGCAGCAUAUGCGGCGUAAGGAAGGUUUAUGGUACCCAUGGAUUUCAGUGUGAUUCACACAAAUGUGACUUCUUCGUUUGUUUUGACCUGUGUGCUAGAUAUCUCCAAAAUCAAACAGACUUUACAUGAAGACAACUCAGAUUCUAUAUCUCCACUGCUUGUAAUAAACAACUACUCCUACUUACUAUCUUCUCUAUGUCUUACAUCUAUCUAUCUUUUGUUAUAUAUCCUGUAAUUCAAUGUCAUAUACUAUACUAUUUGAUGUGAAAUAAGA
Salvia splendens (bonfire salvia) is the source of this 2220-nucleotide messenger RNA. RefSeq lists its product as uncharacterized. Lineage: Eukaryota; Viridiplantae; Streptophyta; Magnoliopsida; Lamiales; Lamiaceae. The record is from RefSeq and is a predicted model, not a curated record. The transcript is spliced from 2 exons. The coding region runs from base 39 to 2075 and encodes 678 amino acids.